Molecule: messenger RNA, 3995 nt
Organism: Hippocampus zosterae (dwarf seahorse)
Lineage: Eukaryota; Metazoa; Chordata; Actinopteri; Syngnathiformes; Syngnathidae
Gene: nim1ka
Product: NIM1 serine/threonine protein kinase a
Exons: 8
Coding region: 2082-3482 (466 amino acids)
Biological process (GO): protein phosphorylation; intracellular signal transduction; microtubule cytoskeleton organization
Cellular component (GO): cytoplasm
Molecular function (GO): tau-protein kinase activity; ATP binding; protein serine/threonine kinase activity
Source: RefSeq, a predicted model, not a curated record
AGAAAUCCGGUGGAGCUUUCCCAAACAAAUACGUUAAGCUGCGAUGGAUGGGCUCUAGUGUUUUCCAUUGUUGAAGUGUGUGAAGAGGCUGCUGAUGCCAGCAGUGUGUUCAGCAGCACCGCGCAAACCCCCUCCGGAACCCUCAGACAAAUCACCUGGUGAGUAAGGAGCCAUUCUUGGCUGAUGAAGGACAAGGGCACACGAUUUGUGUGCCAUCACAAGUGGUCAUCAGAAAUGUUAGCAGUCAGUCGAAGGGUAUAUUACAGAAUCCUUUAUAAUAAAGUCGAACACAAUCUGCUGGACGCUGCUUGACCUCCAAUUUGAUUUUAACCCGCAACUCCCUGUACUCGCCCAAAACGUUGACGUGUGACGGACACUGCGGCCAACUUGCAUGGUGGGGAUUCGUGCUUGUGCUUAGAACGCAAGUCGUGUCAUAUUAGGGCUGCGGGUGUCGAAUUUUUAUAAUCAAGUAUUAAUUUUCCCAUUGAUUCAUCGGGAAGUUGGUUAAAAAAUGGUUUUUGUAUUCGCAAUAAAAUGUGUAUGUGCUGUGUAGGUAUCACUGUUAUCCACUUGGGGGCGCCAUUCUCUCCUUCCAGACUAAUAUUUGUGAAGUUGAGUGUGUGUGUGGCUUUAGAAGGUGCGGACGGGUCCAUAGAGUGGCACGUGCGUCAGCAAAUGAGAGUGCAGAGUUGGCUGUUGUGAUCUCGGCUUUGAUUCCAAGUUCCAGCAUUUUCAUCAGCAAUCAUGACACGCAAAAGUAAUGCAGAUUUUCACUAAAAAAUUGAUUGAUAAUGGACAAAAUAAAGUCUGACGUUGGAUUUUACCGUUUCAGCAGAGGCCUGUGCUGUACUCGUAGCUAUUCCACUUUCUUUACUGUUUUGAUUUUAUUCGUCGUCAUUUAACAUUUCACAAAUUUUGUUUUUGACGACUCCCCAAAACCCUUUUUUAAAAAUUCACUCUAUUUUUAAUGUCAAUCGCAAUAGUGAGAGUGACAGCCCCACUCGUAGCUCCUUCAAGAAUGCUCAUUUGAACGGGGGUCGUGCGUUUCGACAUCAUCCCUGAUGCUUGAUUUGUGUGCACUAAUCCGCCAUCUGCUGUAUUUAACGUUAAAAAAAACCCCGCUCAGGUUAAAUGCAGCGACGUGCGACGACAAACAUGGCGCAUGUGUGCUCUCUUUCUUGACACACUCCCUAAUGGUGGGCGUUCGGUCCUCAGCUUGACGAAGACAAACACCCUUGCCAAGCAACCUGUUGUUUCAGAGGGAUCGAGCUCGGGACACUGUGGUGAAUACUUCUCAUCUGCAUGCAGCGGGUGUGUGGAGCGCUAUUUGAAGCCAUUAUUGCAAAAGUGCACCCACCCUGUUUUUCCUUUUUUGUACUAAUAGUGGCAAUUCUCAAGAAGAUCUCAUUUCAAAGCUCAUAUGUUUACCUCGUGCGUGUUGGUCCUUUUUACUUCUCUAUAUUUACACACACAAAAGGCUUCUUAUUCUCUUUUUAUGUCCUUGUCAGGUUGCCCGAGAUCAAUGCUGAAAUAUUCAUCCGUGGUGUUUGAUUGCGCAGAGAUUGCACAUCUAAAAAAAGACCCUUUGAUUUUGUGGCGCAGUUGAAACAUGGGCUCAUUUUAAUAUGGAGAUAAAUGAGAGAAUCUCUCUUUACUUUGUCUUUUUUCCACUACUAGACAAAUCGUAAAGCACAUUUCAUUCUUUUUUUUUCCACCCAAUUUACGGUGUUUUAAUUAGAUGCUUGCGUAAAUUGCCUGGUUUGAUCCUUGCGUUUACUAUACUUGGAUUGGUGAAUUUCAGACCUCUUAAGAUGUUCACAUUUUGAACUGUAUUGACUGUUUAUAUACCAAACAAGGCGUUGGGGACCUCCUGUAGGUCCCCACUUGGCUGAAACCAAGCAAGGAGCACCGAGUGAGGAACUCAGAAGUUGUCGUAGAAAAAAUAAAAUAACCCUGCUCGGUUUGACAUUUGGAUAAAGACACUGGCACGAUUCACAUGCGAAUGGCUCAUGUAGCUCAAGCUGCCAUGAGGUAAGCCCCUGCCGCUCCCUCUCCACCCACCCAGCGUGUCCGUGGGCAGGAUGACCGCCGUCUGCCCCUCAGAGAGCAGCCCGGAGGGGUCCGAAGCAGGGGCCGGAGCCACGGGGCGCAGCUCCGUUUCCGGGGUCGACACCGGGGAGUCAGUAGAAGAUUCUGCCGGUUCAGCGGUCGAUACCCACGGGCAGAAGUACACGCGCUACAGCAACCAGGACAGCUCCGACAUCAACACGGACGACGAAGGCGCCGCCGUCCGCCGCCUUACUCCGCUGGAGAGACUCAACCUGGAUAUGUGCCAAGAUGAGAGGGUGGUCCGUGAACUCACAGUGGGCAGAAGAAUCAGCUUCUACAAAAUUCGAGGAGAGAUCGGCUGUGGAAAUUUUUCCCAUGUCAAGCUGGGAAUCCAUGCACUCACGAAAGACAAAGUGGCCAUCAAGAUCCUUGACAAAACCAAGCUGGAUCAAAAGACCCAGCGUCUGUUGUCCAGAGAAAUCUCCAGCAUGGAGAAACUACAUCAUCCGAACAUCAUACGCCUCUACGAGGUGGUGGAGACUUUGUCACGGUUACACCUCGUAUUGGAGUACGCUGGUGGUGGGGAGCUCUACAGCAAAAUCACGAGUGAAGGGAAACUUUCUGACGCCGACAGCAAAAUUGUCUUUGCUCAAAUUCUGUCUGCCGUUAAACACAUGCAUGAAAACAACAUAAUUCACCGCGACCUGAAGGCAGAAAACGUCUUCUACACCAGCAGCUCUUGCGUCAAGGUCGGCGACUUUGGCUUCAGCACGAUGAGCCGGCGUGACGAAAUGCUCAACACUUUCUGCGGCUCCCCGCCUUACGCUGCCCCCGAGCUCUUCCGGGAUGAAAACUACGUGGGUGUCUUUGUGGACAUCUGGGCCCUGGGAGUGAUGCUGUUCUUCAUGGUGACGGGCACCAUGCCGUUCAGGGCGGACACUGUGGCUAAACUGAAGCGGUGCAUCCUGGAAGGCGCCUUCACGCUGCCUUCCUGGCUGCCGGACUCAUGCCAGAAACUGAUCCGGGCCAUCCUGCAACCCUUACCGGCUGACCGCUGCUCCGUAGAACAGGUGAUGGGCAGCGACUGGAUGCAUCAUGUUGACUUCCCGCGGCCCAUGGAACCCUUCAAGCUGGAACCGUCUCACCUCGCAGAGAACGAUCCAUCCGAGUUGGGGCUGGAGGAGAUGGAAGUAGUUACAGCACUAGGGGCACUUGGCAUCACCUCAGAACACAUCCUGAACAACCAAGGAAAGGACUGCAGGAGUUCCAUCACGGGAGUGUAUCGAAUCCUGCUGCACGGCGCUCACAGGAGACGCGCUCUCGAGAGCAUACCGACGGUCACGCAGGCAGCUGGACCAAAAGCGACGAAAAAGGAGCGUCUAAAGGUGUACCGCAGUUUACGGCACACAUCCAAACUCUGUAUGAUCCUGUGACAUGAAGCUCGAUGAAAUUUUAUAUUCAGUACUGUCCACAUUUGGCGGGAUGCAUUUUGGUUAGAAAAAAAAAACAUGUCCGGCAGUUUGGCCAGUCCGUUAAAAUUAUAGUUCAAAAUGGAAUCUGGGAUUUCUUAUUUUCAUAUCUUUCAUUUAGCUGGUGAAAUUUAUCUCUGUGAGAAUGUGGAAUUAACUACCUCUUUUUUUUUUUUUACACAGACGAUCUAAUCCACAAGAUUUGAAAAGAAUGAUGUCCUCAAAGAUUUCGGUUCAUUUUGAAUGGGUGAAUGUAGCUGACUCUUGACUUUUGGCACGAUGGAGCACAAAACAUCCCGUAGGAAUAAUCAAAUCGCUGUAGAGUGUGCAAAGGCUUGCAUGCACAUACGCGUGUUGACUUCAGGAUAAGCUUUUCCUUUGCAAUGUCUUUAUAGACGCUUCAUUGCCAUCAUGCCUGAUGUAUCUCUAUGAGAUGAUCCACAGGUUUGGAAAAGCCAAUAAAUUACUUUUAAUCUG